AAGCUUGGCUCUAAAUGAGAUCUGAUAACUUUUAGACAGUGCGAUCCACAUGGAGUCGUGUUAGCAAUAAAGAAUAAAUGAGAUUAUAUAAUUUGUGAAUUGACUUUUAUAUUGUUAUUAUACGAAAAGUUUGAAGUCGGUUAAGCUUUUUUAUCUUCAAACGACAAUUUCGAUGCAGCGCAAGAUAGCCCCGUGUUUAUGUCGCUUAAAUUAAAUUGCCUGUGUUGAUUAUUGUGACAUCGCUUUUUGUGUGUGCUCAAAUUUAUUACAGCGUUAACAUCAUCUGUAUGCGGUAUGUACUCUGUUUUUGGUUUUAAACGGUGUGAUUUACAAAAAAUCGGUCAACGUAAAUCAUGAGUUACGCGGACAACGCGUAGUCCGACGCCCACGGUGCCGUAAUAAAAUUAUAUUCCCAUAAAAAUCAAUAUAAACACCGUAACAAUCUAUAAAAAGCGCCACGAUUUAGCUUAACGUCUUCAUUAAGCGCAGCACGACCUCCUGCGCAGGUCUCGGUGCAAUUUCUCGGCCCUCGGCUGUGCCCGCAAUUUGCGUUGUUCGGGUCCCGAUUUGUCGGGGCCGCAAUUCUGAAAAGCGCCCGACAAUUUCUUGUACGGCAAUUUCCGAACGAGCGAUUGGCGCACUCGCAACCCGUUGUAAUUGAGGCUGUGGGGCAGGUCGCAAUUUUAAAAUUACCGCGAUUGAGUGCUCACCUCUUAUUGCAUACUUGCAACGAAACACUAAGAGCUUUUAAAUUUACGACUGAUUCCAGUAAUUUUCGUGGGAGAUUCAUUAAAUUGUUGUUUAAAAUGAUGAGCUGGUGCAGUCCUAUAUUAUUUCCUUGCUACAUUGUCUUUAUUUAUUUUCAAUUAUGCCCAUUUUAUGACUAGGUACAAUAAUGUUGAAAUAAUCUAGGUAAGCGUUUAUUGUUAUUGAUUUUUUACCUUAUAGCCUUAUACAUAAAUGAAUUUAUAUUUUAAACUGAAUAUUUUUGUGCCCUAUUAUAUUAAUUGCUAAUACUUACCUACCCUCCUUGGAUAUCAAUAACAGUAUUUUUUAAAACUGCAAAAGUAAUACAGAAACACCGGAUGUGUCUCAUUUAGCAAUUACAUAUACAAGGGGACCUAAUAACUUAAAAAAAGCUUAAUCGAAACAACAGUGGUGCGCCUGCGGUUCACAUUCUUGCCGGUAAUUAUCUGUUCUUUUCAGCCAGACCACUUCUAAACCGCUACAAUUCUCUAUUACCGUCACCUUUUUUUAUGAAAGAAAUAUAAUUGUACAACCUGAGCCGGUGCGUACAACAAGAUGAUUUAUAACUCGGGGCUAGUUAAUUGUAUUUUUCUCUCAAAAAACGUAGGGCAUUAUCUCGGGGCGCUCGACAGGUAACAAAUCUUGCUUUUUAAAUAUUAUUACUCAUCGUAUUCGAUUUGGGAGCGAGCGCGCUACGAAUGCUUUAUCACCACCUACUCGGCGUCCCGUGGCUCACGAUCUUUGGUCCCCCUAAACUUUAUUCAAAUGCGACACACAUUCAUCUAGCCGUCUCUCUCGCGCGCGCGGUCAUUAGUCACUACCCGCCUAUUGCCGUCUCGUACCCCACUAAAAUAGACUGUGUGCCCAAGCGCAAAGUGAUCGUGUCAAAACUUUUGUAUAGAGCCGGGUAAUGGCUUACGAAAUUUUUCCCCUACCUCGUGACUUUUUUGUGUAGUCGAGCUAGUGUGCUAGGGUUGUAAGGUUGUGUUAGUUAAAAAAUUGGGCCGCUUUUGAUAUGGGGUCCAUUGUGGCGUAGGUUUUUGUGCGAUGGCGGGCAGAUGCCGUCUCCGCGCUAGGUGAGUUCGGAACACGAUUCUUGUAUAUAUGGACAACAGUGUCAGUUGUAAACAAGGAUUUGUAUAGGCCAUACGUAUCGGACAAGUUUUCGCGGCACGAGAUUUAUCGCUCCUAUUACUUAAUUAGAAUUUAAUAAGAGGAUGCUUGGAUGAUAAUCCUUUAUCAAUUGUUUUAUAAUUUAUAGUGUUCCAACUAGAAACCAAAAAGAUUUUACGACUAAUUAACGAGUGUUCAAGUGGCAUUGGAGAUUGUUUGUAGUUGGUGAAACAGUGUCAACAUAAAUCAAUUAGUGAGUGGAUGAAGAUAUUUAUGAGGAUUUAAUUAUUCGUAAACAUAUUGCUGUAAAUCAAUUGGCGAGUCUCUUUUACGAUUCGCCGAGGAUCCGAUGAGGAGACACCGUCCGCCGCGUGAGCCGCAAGUGAGAUCGAUCGUGCCCGUGUAGUGAAUGGAAUCCGAAGUGUUUUUGUGGUGAUUGAACGGUGAUAGUGUCGGCCCGGGAGGCCGAAAAUCUGCAACGGAAGAUACGGACGUGAGCCGCGCGGGCUGCGGGCCCGCGAUGAGCGCCAACAGCUGCGAUAACAUGGCAUACUUCUCCAACGCAUACAUGCCAGACAUGCGGAACGGUGGUCAUGAGCACCAGCAGGCGCACGCGCACUACGGCGCGGUGCCGCAGCAGGGGCACGAGAUGGACGGCUGCGACCAGCAGCUCCGGCCAGCGCAACACCACUACCCGGCCCAACCAGCGCCGGGGAUGCCCUACCCUAGAUUUCCACCUUACGACCGGUUGGGUUACUACCCGCAAAUGGAGCAGAACGGUUACCGGCCGGACAGUCCGUCCCAAAUGGGUCAUAUGGGUCCUAAGGACGGGUACGGUCCGAACGGUCACCAAGCGACGCCAGCGUACACAUCCUGCAAGUUGCAAGCGGCGGCGGCGCCCGCGGGCGUGCCGGGUAGCCCGCCGCUCGAGCAGGCGCAGCAGAUGCCCCACCACAUGCACUCGCAGCAGCACAUGGUGCAGCACGGGGUGCCGGGGCACCAGCAGCACCUCAUGUACCCCGUGGACGACAUGCAGCACCAGACGCAGAUGCCGCCCAUGCACCAGCAGCCGAUGCAUGCGCAGCAGCCUCCCCCCCAGCAGCCCCCGCCUAACACCAACGCAUCGCUGCCUAGUCCACUCUACCCCUGGAUGAGAAGUCAAUUUGAAAGGAAGCGGGGACGGCAAACGUACACGCGGUAUCAGACGCUAGAGCUGGAGAAGGAGUUCCACUUCAACCGGUACCUGACGCGGAGGAGACGGAUCGAGAUCGCGCACGCGCUCUGCCUCACGGAGCGCCAGAUUAAGAUCUGGUUCCAGAACCGGCGAAUGAAGUGGAAGAAGGAGAACAAGACCAAAGGCGAGCCGGGCUCCGGAGACGAGCCGGACAACAUGAGUCCGCCCACCUCGCCGCAGUAGGCUCGCCCCGGGUGCGGCCAUCAGGCAGAUCUCUGUUUCAGAUUCCACUAAGGCCAUUGAACAGUUAGUUUUCGGUGUCCAUUUAGUUGUAACGUCGAAUCUUGAGUUUGCAUCAACGAGUGAUGAAUCUGAAACAAUCGAUCCAACGGCCGCUGUUACUAGAACAGUUUAAUUUGUAUAAAUUGUAUGUUGGACUUUUCAUGAUAAUAUUACAUUAUAACUAGCAUGUAACUUAGUGACAUCGCAUAAAGAGUAAUGAUAGUGUGAUGAAGAGAUUUUUGCAGUUGUUAAGUAUAAAUUUAUUUAUAGAACAAUCUCAAUACCAAUAAUUACCAAAAAAGCAGUGUAUAUGAUUAGUAAACUGCAUCGAUAUUAUGUGAUUAUUAUACAUGGAUAAUUAUCAUUUUGGUAUUAUCUUCUCAUUCACAGAUUGGCUAUUUAUUGAACUAUUUUUUGCAAAGUGCUUGAUAGUCUUCGUUAUUUAUUGUUCUAACUGCGACAUUCUUAAUAUAAGUUUCCGAAUAGCUAAUCUGUCAGGGUUUCUUAUAGAUUGCUUCGUACCUUCACGAAUAGGUAGAGAAGGUCUUUAUUUAUUUCUGACAUCAAGCAAUUUGCAAACAAUCUAAAUUCUCAAAGUUUUCGCAUGAUAUUGAAUCACAAAACCAUAAGGACCUCUUAUAAUUAACCAUUGAUAAGAAGGCAAUUAGUAACGAUAUUGUUAUUAUUUAAUAUAUUUGACGUUUAUUUCUAAUUGCUGUCGAAUUGCUAUUCUGUAAAUACGUACGUAAUAAUUUUUAGGGUUUAAAUAUUGUACAAUUGUUUUAGUGUGAAUAAUUUUAUUGAGAUUAAUUUUGAGAAACAACGAGUCGUUCAUUUUGUUAGCAUCGGGACCGAGCGCUGGUUUUGUGAAUCUCAGUUCGGUUUAUUUCUUUUAUACAUUCUUUGUAGUUUGGGAAGGCCAGUUACACGUGCAAUGUAUACGAUUUUCGAUAACACCAUAUACGUAAUUAACUGAUAAUAAACGUAAUAGGAAAUAUUAUAAUUAAUGUAAAAUGUUACGAGAAUGACGUUAAUAAUUUAGAAAAUUCUUAUCGAGAUUCUCAAUAUCCUUUGAUAAAAAUCUAUUACUCGGACGAAAUGAAUGUUGUGCCAUUCGAUGGAGAAUAAUUCUAAAAGACAUUUCAUUGUAGAAAACAUCAGGUGCAAAUCGCUACUUAAUAAUUUAUUAUUAAUGAAACAAAAGUUACCUUCAAUUUCGUAGGUACAGAGAAAGUUGAUAUAUUUCUUAUUUUGAAUCUUAUUGUGGAAUGGGUUGGUACGGAACGUCGUUCAUGUACACAGUAUACCAAAGUUAGAGAAUAAACUGGUGGGUGUCACGUCCGUAGACCCUCUAGCUAGGAGUAGCGACCCAUAUACAAGCGUCGAGAACACCUCACUCUAGUAAAAGGUAUUUUUAUAAAAUCAUUGCUUUAAGAAACCGAUAUACGUAAAGAAAAAUAUCGAACAUUGAAUAUAUUUACUCGUAACGAUAGUUUUACGAAUAUUUUAAAAGGAGAGUGAUAUACGAGGGGUGAGCUGUUGUCAGGAUUCUGGUUAUACGUGUUUCGUAAUAAUGUAAACUACUUGUAAAUUGAUUUUUCACGUAGGUUGUAACUAGUGAACGUUUUUACUAAGAACCCAGUGAGCCGGUUUCAUUUAUACAUAUUUUAAUUUUGUGCUGUGUUCGUUAAGUAAAUGUAAAUUGUAAUAAUUGUAUAUUGUCGAUAUAUCCGAUAUUUAUUUAUUGAUUCACUUAAUUUAGUUUUUCGUUGACUUCUAUCUUCUCUUGAAUCGGGUAAAGUUAGUUUUAGAACUGUCUGGCUAAGGGUGAAUUUUUGUUGUAUAAUUUCGACGUUUGCUCAAAAAAUAAUCUCGUGUUUGUGUUGUACAGUUGUUUGUAGUAGUAAGCGUUGUUUUGUCCAGAAAACUUGAAGCUAGAAUGUAUGUUUUGAAGAUAUUUUACAAAAUCUACAUCUGUAAGAAAUAGAAUGUGCAAUCCUAAAACUAGAACAGAAAUCCCUUGCCAGAUAGAGGUCUCAGUUUCGAAUUUGUCUUGGAACAUUUAUUUGAUGUAAAAUUAGGUUUAUGAGCAAAUUUACUAUUAAGUUUUGACGUUAGGUGUACUCAGAACUGUCCUUAAAUUUUUGGAAAUUGAAUCUUCACUUAGAGAAAAUCCCUGGUUAAAACGAUAUUAUUUACCUACCAGUUUAUGUCCAAUUGAUUCAAAAUUUAUGAAAUAUAACUAUAAUUAGUAACUUAAUAAGGUUAGGUGAGACGAUAUUGUCAUAAAUAUAUAAAUACAUGAAAUUAAUAAAGCAUAAUGAUUGUA
This is a messenger RNA of Cydia pomonella (codling moth), 5645 nucleotides long. It is a transcript of the gene Antp, whose product is annotated as homeotic protein antennapedia. Gene Ontology annotation, cellular component: nucleus. NCBI's taxonomy places the organism in Eukaryota, Metazoa, Arthropoda, Insecta, Lepidoptera, Tortricidae. Gene Ontology annotation, biological process: negative regulation of transcription by RNA polymerase II; anterior/posterior pattern specification. The record is from RefSeq and is a predicted model, not a curated record. Gene Ontology annotation, molecular function: DNA-binding transcription factor activity, RNA polymerase II-specific; RNA polymerase II cis-regulatory region sequence-specific DNA binding. The transcript has 4 exons. Bases 2381 to 3277 code for a protein of 298 amino acids.